Messenger RNA from Penicillium nucicola, 1260 nucleotides. Its product is annotated as fatty acid desaturase. NCBI's taxonomy places the organism in Eukaryota, Fungi, Ascomycota, Eurotiomycetes, Eurotiales, Aspergillaceae. The record is from RefSeq and is a predicted model, not a curated record. The coding region runs from base 1 to 1260 and encodes 419 amino acids. Gene Ontology annotation, biological process: lipid metabolic process. The transcript is spliced from 3 exons.
AUGGAUCCAUCUACAUAUACCGAUCCCCAGCUCACCUUCCAGGAUCGGUUGGUGAUCGAUGCUAUCGUCCCCAGACCCGACUCCAAAGACCAGGCGGCAACGCCGGACAGCCUCACCAAGAAGGAAACCAUUCAGAAGCUGCACAAUCUAAAUGAUCCCUCUCAUGCUGAGUUUGAUCCAUCAGUCUUCCAGCUCUGGGAUCUGCCGCUGCUACGGGCCAAGCUGCCCGCGCCUAUCCAGAAAUAUGUACUGACGCCUUACAUAAACUGGGCGAAAGAUGUCGUACGUGUCCAGACCGAUGUGGUGAUGGUGACACAUCUCAUUCUUUAUUUCACCACCAUUGUGCCAAGUGGGAUAUUCUUAUUCUACCGCUUCUCGUAUCUACAUGGCUUCGUGCAUUGGUUCAUGCAACUGUUCUACUGCGGCGCAUUCACCCUGAUGAAGCAUCAACAUAUUCACAUGAAUGGAGUCCUGUCAUCCAAAUACUACCUGUUUGACAUGCUAUUCCCGUAUCUGCUUGAUCCCAUGCACGGCCACACAUGGAACUCCUAUUUCUACCACCACAUCAAGCACCACCACGUCGAGGGCAAUAGCGAAGAAGAUCUGAGCUCCACAAUGCACUAUGACCGUGACAGCGUCCCUGACUUCCUCUGCUACGUGGGCCGCUUUGUCUUCUUCAUCUGGUUUGAGCUCCCAAUGUACUUCUUUCGAAAGGGCCAGACGAAGUAUGCUUUGCGAUGUGCGUUCUGGGAGUUGAGUAACUAUGUCGCUCUCUAUACUCUCUACAACUACGUCAAUUCCCGGGCCACAUUGUUUGUGUUCCUUCUUCCUCUCACGGUCAUGCGUCUUGGUUUGAUGGUUGGAAACUGGGGCCAGCAUGCGUUCGUGGACCCGUCUGACCCUGAUUCGGAUUAUUUGUCAAGUAUCACACUUAUUGAUGUCCCGAGUAACCGAUUCUCGUACAAUGAUGGAUACCACACCUCCCACCAUUUGAACCCCCGCCGCCACUGGAGAGAUCACCCCGUCGCCUUUUUGACACAGAAGGAUCGCUAUGCGGAAGAAAACGCCCUGGUUUUCCGGAACGUUGACUAUAUUUUCAUCACUGUUAACCUAUUAAGAAAGAACUACGAGCAUCUCGCGAAAUGCCUCAUUCCUAUUGGGGAUCAAGUCAACAUGAGCCUUGACGAGCGAGUGGAGAUGCUGCGCCGUCGGACACGGAAGUUUCCAAAGACCUCGACUUCAUCAAAAAAGACUGAAUAA